AUGGAUGCAAAAUGGAUACAAAAUGGUAUCACAGUAGCUGGUGGCAAUGAACAAGGCAGUAGAAAUAAUCAAUUAUCUUCUCCACAUAGUCUCUACAUGGAUGAAAAUGAAACUAUGUACAUUGCUGACUUUAGUAAUCAUCGUAUUGUUGAGUGGAAACGUGGUGCACGAAAUGGUCAAAUAGUUGCUGGGGGAAAUGGAUCUGGAAACCGUGAUUAUCAAUUGGAGAAUCCAACAAGUGUUAUAGUUGACAAAGUAAAUGAUUGUCUUAUUAUCUCGGAUUUUGGUAAUCGAAGAGUGAUACGGUGGCCACGUCGGAAUGGUACAAGUGGACAAACAAUCAUCUCGAACAUUAAUUGUCUUGGAUUAACAAUGGAUAGUGAAGGAUAUCUCUAUGUUUCUGACUACGUUAAACACGAAGUGAGACGUUGGAAAAUGGGAGAUACAAAUGGAAUAGUAGUGGCAGGUGGGAAUGGACAAGAAACUCGAGCUGAUCAGUUGAACCAACCUUGGGGCAUUUUUGUUGACAGAGAGAACUCAUUGUAUAUAUCAGAUAGCGGAAAUCAUCGAGUGAUGAAAUGGAUGAAAGAUGCAAAGGAAGGUAUUGUAGUUGCUGGUGGUCAAGGCUUUGGAAAUGGACUGGCACAGCUGUCAUAUCCUAUAGGUGUGUUAGUUGAUCAACUAGACAAUGUUUAUGUGGCAGAUCAAGGUAAUUGUCGAGUAAUGCGUUGGUCUAAACAUGCUACACAAGGCAGUAUCAUUGUUGGCGACAAUAAACGUGGAGCAGGAGCAAAUCAACUUAACAAUCCUUUGGAUUUGUCAUUUGACCGACAAGGGAAUCUUUACGUCGU
Messenger RNA from Adineta steineri, 851 nucleotides. The record is from the annotation of a GenBank genome assembly. NCBI's taxonomy places the organism in Eukaryota, Metazoa, Rotifera, Eurotatoria, Adinetida, Adinetidae.